Closterium sp. NIES-67 is the source of this 5850-nucleotide messenger RNA. NCBI's taxonomy places the organism in Eukaryota, Viridiplantae, Streptophyta, Zygnematophyceae, Desmidiales, Closteriaceae. The record is from the annotation of a GenBank genome assembly.
UUAGCCUCACCUUCAGGACGAGGUACGGUCGUCGUCAUCAGCCGAUCAUAUCACGUCAUAGCUUGCAGCGGCUGAGCUGAUUCCUUGGGCGCAAUGGUCGCCUCGUUCAGAGCCUUGGUUCCUUGGGCGUAAUCAUGGUCCCUUCGCCUGAGCGUGAUGACGAGAGUGGUGGUUCGUCUCUCCGUUACGGUCGCUGCCAGUCUCACCCGAGAGUUCCGCCAGUGCACUGACUGAAUCUGACGAAGCAAUUUUUCAGGUGGAGAUGAGAUCGCACGCGAUCACGUAACUCAGCUGCAGCUGCAAAUAGCCGAACCGUUUCGUCAUGGCUUCAACUCGUCUUACCAGAGACGUCCGUUUCCGCGCGGCGAUGGUUGCGUAGUUGGCGUCGCCUGUUCGCCUGCAGCUGUCGGUUGAGAAAUUCAAAUAGCGAAUCUUUCCUUUAUGGCUUCCACAAGCCUGACGCCGAGGCCUCCGAUAGCGUCUACACCUGGACCUUUCGGUACAACCAUUGUUCGCUUCUCAAUACAAGCACCUCGCGAUUGCGAUGCAACUUGGAGCAGCGCUCUACGCGCCGCACCGCGUUCGCUGGCUCUCAACCCGACAACACCGUUAGGACUCAGACUUUUGAGUUCUUUACCAAUCGACCGAUGCACUCUUCGGGCGAGGGCUGAUUUCAGGCAGAAGGGGGGUAAGAAGCUGCGGACUAUGAGAGACACUACACGUGCAGACUCAAGGCCUGGCAAAAGUCUGAUGCGGAAAAGCCUUAGCAGCAGCAGGAGGAGCGACAGAAGCAGUAGCAGUUAUGGCUGCAGUAGCAGCGACAGAAGAAGCAGCAGCUACAGUGGCAGCAGAAGCCGCCGCAGCAGCAGCAGCAGCAGUAGCAGUCUAAGGGCCAGUAGCGGCGAUAAUGGUUCCCAUAGAAGCAGGAGUGACGUCAGCGGUGACGUAGAUAUCGUACCCGAAGCUUCUGCUGAGGCUACAGCUUCUGUCUCUCCCAGCGGACGACAGAUAGAGGUGGAUGGGAGCAGAUUCAGAGAGAACCCCAGGAGAGUGGAAGCAGAGGAGAUGCAGAGAGGGGGAAAGCAGGACACAGAUGCGGGAAGGCGUGUGGAGCUGGGUUAUAUGCAAAGUGGGAGUUUGAAGGAGGCGGGAACACUCGAAAUGGGAUGUGAUGAUGAUGUUGACGCGGAUCAGUUUGUAAUGAGGACGUUGCUGAUUGAUAACUACGACAGCUACACCUUCAAUUUGUUUCAUCUGCUGGCGGAUGUGAAUGGAGUCCCCCCUGUGGUGGUGCGCAACAACGAGGUGGGCUGGCCGUACCUGAGGGAUCUGCUGCUGCACCAACGCCUCUUCCACUCCAUUGUCAUCUCGCCUGGGCCCGGCACCCCCUGCUGCCCGGCUGACAUCGGGGUGUGUGCGGAUGUGCUGAGGGAGUGCACCGACAUCCCCAUUCUUGGGGUCUGCAUGGGUCACCAGGCCCUGGCAGCAUUGAAUGGAGGCCGAGUGGUGCCGGCACCAGAGCCUGUGCAUGGAAGACUGAGUGGUGUGGAGCACACAGGCCAUUCCCUCUUCACCAACAUUCCUUCCGGAUCCGAUUUUCAGGUUGUGCGCUAUCACUCCCUCGCCGUGGACUGGUCAUCCCUUCCCGAGGAACUGGAGCCCAUCGCAUGGAGCACCAAUGACCCCCUCUCAACGCACAUAGCAGCAGCUGCAUGCCGGGGGGACCCCCUACCGUCACACUCGCUCUCUUCAGAUCCCGAUUGCAGCAGCACUGCAAACGAUCAAGACGAGCAUCCACGCACUUCGCAGGAGCAGUCGGGCGCGGCGGCCCGUGGGAAUGGGAGCAGGCGCGUGUUGCACCAAGAAACGCACUCAUCUGGGGACGGGGAUGGGAGUAGGAACUCGGUCUGUGGGAGUACGAGUAUGAGUUCGCAUGUGAAUGGGUUUGGUGGUGUGACACAGCAGCGGACAGGUUGUGGUGACGAGAAUGGGACUGCGAAUGGGGUACUGGCGAAUGUGGAUGAGGCAUUAACCCCUCAUCAGCAUCAGCAGCGGCGGCGGCGGCAGGAUUCGAAUGGAGUGAUUAUGGGUCUGGCACACAAGACACGGCCACAUGUAGGAGUGCAGUUUCACCCUGAGAGCAUUGGCACUUCGUUUGGGCGGCAGCUGGUGACGAAUUUCAAGGCUCUUGCUCUGAGGGCGAUUAGAGAGAGGGGGAGGAGGAAUGAAGGGGAGAGUGGAGAAGGAGGGGAGAGGAGCAAAGAGAGGGAUAGGGAGAGAGGGGUUGACUUGAGAGCCAAGAGCCGAAAUGGUUUUUUCAAGUUAGCAGCACGAGCAGAAGCAGCGGUACCAGCAGCGACAGCAGCAGCAGCAGCAGCAGCAGCAGCAGCAGCAGCAGCAGCAGCAGCAGCAGCAGCAGCAGCAGCAGCAGCAGCAACAGGAGUAGCAGAGACAGUAGGAAGAUCCGCAGUGGGAGCAGCAACAGGAGGUGUAGCUUUGGAGUCGCAGCUCAAUCUGAUGGCGCGGCUGUGUGUGCCGGCCAGGGACGGCUCUAUGGUGUGCGGCAGAGGCAUGGAAUUGGGCGGCAGAGAUUCGGGUGGCAGAGAUUCGGAUGGCAAGAAUCUGAAAGGAAAUGGUUGGGCGGCAUCGUCAAGGGGGGUGUUGGAAUCAUCAUUACCAUCACCAGCAGCUGAUGUAGCAGCAGCAGCAUCAGCAUCAGCACCAGCACCAGCAUUAGCCUCGUUGUCUUGUCCACCGAAACCCCUUCACCUUAUUGUGACUCGACUUGACAGCCUCCUUCACACACUGAGUGGCUCACUGCCGGCAGCACCGUUACCUGGUUCACCGUCAGCAUCAGCAUCACGAGCAGCGGCGGCCAUCUUUACCCGUCUCUUCGCUCAAGAAGGCCAAAGCUAUGCCGACACCUUCUGGCUCGACAGUGCAUCCACCCACCAGGGCUUUGCGCGCUUUUCCUACAUGGGUGGGAGGGGGGGUCCCCUCUGGUCCAAGCUCACAUACAGGCUGGCUACUGAACUGGCUUUGACAAGUGACACACUCAUUGACAGCGCCACGCACAACAGUACUAGCACUGGAAAUAGCAGCAGCAGAAGCAGUAGGGAUAGGAGCACCAGCCGCAGUGGCGCUACUAGUAGCAGUAGCGUCCCCUUCAGCAGCAACAGUAGCAACAGUAGCGCUAGCAACAACGGUAGAAGUAGCAGCAACCAUAGCAGUAGUAGCAGCAGCAGUAGUAGUGAUAGCCAUAGCACCAGUAGCAGCAGUAGCAGCAGAAGCAGCAGUUAUAGCCUUAGCAGCAGCAGCAGCAGCCAGCCCACAUUGAACGGGGGCGGCACAUUUGAUAGUGUCACGGGUGGCACUCUCCUAUUGGAGAGCAGCCAGGGGGAUGUGACUAUAGUGAAGGAGGGGACGUGGCAAGGCGGUAUCUUCAGCUUUCUGGAAGAGCACCUGCAGCAGCACCAGUGCGACCCGCACGAGGCUGCUGCUCUACCCUUUGACUUCUGUGGCGGCUGGGUCGGCUAUUUUGGGUACGAGCUGAAGAGGGAGUGUGGGGCCGAGCACAACCGUCACGCCUCCCCCUUCCCUGAUGCGGCGUUCUUCUGUGUGGACCGAUGGGUGGUGCUGGACCACGACGAGGGGGACGUGUACGUGUGUGCUGUUCAGGAGAGAGGAGAGUCUAUUUCGGAGGCGCCUCGAAUGCGGGACCAUGGGGUUGAGGGGAGGAGGGGGGAGAGAGAAGUGGAGGAAGUCGAGGAGAUAUGGGGAGGGAGGGGAGCAGGGAGAACGGAGGAGAGCGCAGAGGAAGCGGAGAGUAGGAGUGAAAUGAGGGGCGAAAGGAGGGGUGAAAUGAGGGGUGAAAGGAGGGGUGAGAGUAUGGGUGAAAGGAGGGGUGAGAGUAUGGGUGAAAGGAGGGGUAAGAAUAUGGGUGAGGAAGGGGAUGAGAGCAGGAGUUGUGGUGGUGGUGCAAAUGAAGGGGCGUAUGCUGGUUUUGUGCUUCGAUCUGGCUCAACAAGGGGAGAAGGGGAGGAGACAAACGAGGGGAGAGGGUAUGGGAAAGCAGAUGAGAGAAGAGGAGAGCUGGCCGAGGGAUAUAAAGAGGUUCGGCUAGGCAUACCUGGAAAGGUGGGAGUUGGAGAUUUCAAGGGCGUAGAAGGGCAGAUAGGAAGGGAAACGCCGAAGUGCAGCAGAGAGUGGGUGGCAGAAACAGCAGACAGGCUGAUGGCUUUUGUGGAGGGAAGGGCGGUGGUAAGCAGUAGCAAGGGUUGGAGUGAGAGGGAGCAGAGUGAGGGGGAGCCGAGUGAGGGGGAGCAGAGUGAGUGUGGGAAAGGGGCCUCCGCCGAGGAGGGCAGGUGUGUUACAGGAGGAAGAGCAGAUGCAAGGUUUCCAAGAGAGAGCAGAUUCGUUGCAGCCAUUGGUGAUGCGAGGCGGCACUCCAACGGUGCCACAAGGGGGGACUUUAACUUGACCGUUCUUCCAGAGCCUCUUGUGCUAGAGCGUGGCAGGGAGCACUACUCCACUGAUGUGGCUCGAUGUCUGGCGGAGAUUGCUCAAGGGGAGAGCUAUGAGCUCUGCCUUACUACUCGGCUUGAGAGCGAAUCGCAGCCGUCGGAUCCGCUCGGGACGUAUCUACGGCUGAGAGAGAGGAACCCUGCUCCCUUUGCUGCAUGGAUGUGCAUGGGUGGGGGGGGAGGAAGGGAGGUAGUGGGGGCGGGGGAGGAGGCUGAGGAGGAGAAAGAGGGAGAAAAGGAGGAAAGGGGGGAGGAGAAGGAAGAGGAGAAAAAAAGGGGGGAAGAGGAUGACAGGCAUAAGGGGCAGCAGUCUGUACUCCAUGCCCCUUUCUCCCUGUGCUGCUCGUCGCCUGAAAGGUUCCUUAGGGGCGACAGGAGAGGCAUGCUGUGGGCGAAGCCCAUUAAGGGCACCAUGGCACGCGGAGCAACAGAGGAGGAGGACGAGAGGCUGAAGAGAGAGCUGAUGAGCAGUGACAAGGACAGGGCAGAGAAUCUCAUGAUUGUCGAUCUCCUGCGUAACGACCUCGGGCGAGUCUCAACCGUUGGAUCGGUGCACGUCCCUGCUCUCAUGGCCGUUGAAUCCUUUGCCACUGUUCAUCAGCUCGUCAGCACUGUAGCGGCACAACGCCGCCCGGACCUCUCCCCACUGGCCUGCAUCCGAGCGGCAUUUCCGGGCGGCUCAAUGACCGGCGCACCCAAAAAGAGAUCUAUGGAGAUCUUGGAUGAAAUCGAAGGGUCGGCAAGGGGGCCUUAUUCAGGUGCCCUGGGGUUUGUAUCGUUUUCGGGCACCUUCGACCUAAAUAUUGUGAUUCGGACAGCUGUGAUGGGAGGAGAUAUGGGGGAUGGAUCGAGGGGGAAAUCAAAAGCAGGGGAGGACGGGGAGGCAGAGCAGGGGGGUGUGAAUGCUGGGGGAGGGGAGAGUGGGGGAGUGAGUGGAGAAGAGGAGUGGAGAGAAGGCGAGGGCGAGGGGCGAGUAGAGAGAGCAGGUAGGGAGAGAAAGACUGGUAGACGAAAGGGCAGGACGAUGAUCGGAGCAGGAGGGGCGGUGGUGAUGUUAUCGCAGCCAGAGAGUGAGUUUGAAGAGAUGGUGCUUAAAGCGAGGUCUCUGGUGAGGGUGCUGAGACCAGACGGGACUGAUGAUCUCAAGGGGGUGUGAUUGGGUAAUUGAGACUGGGUGGAAAUGUUGUGGGAAUGGAGACUCAUCUCAAGUUUUAUUAAUGGUUAUCUUCAUUGUGGCUAAAACUGUUUUUGACUCCAUAGCCUGUCAAUGCAAUUGGUUAACUGCACAUCGACAUGUGAUGUGCUCUAAGGACAAUUGUACGUUGUA